CCCUCGGCAGCUCUGGCUCGCUGCUGAGCUUUUAUUUAAAUCUCUUGAACGCAGCCCCGCAGCUUUUCUCUGCUGGUGAAGCUCAGUGCGCAUGCGCCCCGCUCGACACUCCAGUAAUCCGCCGGAGGAGAUUGCGAGCCCGUCCGCCGCCGCUGCGCUCCGGCUGCCACCAGCGAGGGAGAAUCAAAGCCACGGCGGAGAUGUGCGGACGUCUGGAUGUUAUUAUGGGAUGGAGAGGAGUUCUGCUGUGAGCGCGGCGACACCGGGACAGGAUGCCUCCGACAACGACAGCAGGCUGGGCUGGUAAAUGUGACACGACCGCAGACGGGGAUGAAGCCGGCAGAAGAUAGGAGCGUUUGUCUUUCUCUCUGGGAUCCAUAGAGGGAGGCGGCGAUCACCUUUUUUAGAGCAGGAUAGUAGGAACGCCGCUGUUGAUCACACGGCUGGAGUGGAGGCGCAUUCUCAGGAGCGUUAUCUGGGAUUAUUCAGCAGGCGCCGCUUCCUGGAGCUGGGAAAGCGCGUCUGACCGGUGCGCCCAAUCCAUGACCUCCUAAUUGAUGAGCCGGCGCAUUGUCUUCGUUUCCCCUCCUUAGCCGCCCGUCCAGAUGCUCGCUGCGAAGUUUGCCCCUCCGUGACAGCCCGGCGGCAAUGACGCUGGUUUCCAGGGGCUGCUUGGCCUCGCAGAGACCCGCGGUGACAUAAAUCGGAGCCGGACCGGCCGGGCUGCUGGCGGUGGGACCAAGCAGGAUCAGCCUCCUCCCGGCUCCUCUGUUGGAUCAUUCUUGCAAGAGCUGCUGCAACUCCUGAGGUGUAAAUAACUUUUUUUUUUUUUUUUUGCACUCUUAGAAAUCCUGAAAUACGAAAAAAACAAAACAAAAAUCAAACAAUUCUAUCCGUCCAUGAGGAUUUAUCGCAUGAAGUUUUGUCCUGCGUAGAAACGCAGCGGAUGUGUUGCUGUUAAAGCUCCACAGCAGCUGUUGGUCAGCCUGGAUGGCUGAAAGGGGAGACUUGGGUAUUUGCAUACUUGCACUUUAGCCAAAAACCCCUCCCUGCAAAUUCACUGCGUUCAUUUCCCCCAGUUUCCCCUCGUGUAAAUAUCUGGCCAUAUUUUAUUGUUUUUCACUUCUUACUCACAAGCUGCAGUUUGAGGGGCUGAAGAUGUUUGGGUUGCUGUCUUGUUAAAUCAGCAAACAGAAUUGCUUUCCCCAAAUCUUAAAGUUUUUCUUUUAGACUGAUCCGCUGAGCACGUUUAAUAGAGAAGACAGGACAAGCUUGCAAGGACUUAUCAAAUGCGAUGUGCAAGACUCGCUGCAGAGUGUGGCCAGCAUAAAAGAUGCAAGUAGAGAAUUGCAAGGCUUUGCGUCAGAAAAAGCUCCUUUUUUUAACCUCUGAAAUCACCAAAAAUGUUCCCGGAACUGAGAACUGUUUGCGUGAAUCAUGGGAAAUGCACGUCAGCCACAUCUUUUAAGCACAUUAGUUUCCACCUGAGCUGAGCAAGGCCACCCGCGCCAUCUUUAAGGGAACUUUGCGUGCUUCGCUUGCCUCCGCGCUGGAUCCCUCGUCAACUUGUGUGUCGCAGGGAAAAGCGAAGCGGACAGGUUCACGUAUCAGAAGGAAACCGGAGAGCUUUGGGCCUGCGUCUGUGGCGAUGGGGAGCUCGGCCUCGUCUCUCGCUGCGGAGACCGAGUCGGACCAUGGCUUCGGCGGCACCUCCUACCCAUCCACGCCCCCGGUGGGCUGGCUCCGAAACAGCCACAGCAGUCCGGUGUGGGGCACCACCUUCAUCACACGGCAGCACCAGCAGCCUCUGCCUCACCGGGCCCGCAGCCACUCCCACUCUCCCGGCUCCAUGGCCGCAGCGGUGCGCAGCAGCGAGUGGUCAUGCGGGCGCUGCACCUUCCUGAAUGCGGGCGCGUCGCCUCGCUGCUCCAUCUGCGAGGCACCGCGCCAGAAACCCGACCUCAACCAGAUCCUGCGGCUGAGCAGCACCGAGGAGCACCGCUGGACCUGUCCGCGCUGCACGCUCAAUAACCCGCAGGGAUCCGGCGCCUGUACCGUCUGUGGCUUCGGCCCGUCUUCUGCCACCAACACGCCCCCCGCCACGGCCGUAGCCGUCACUGCCAAUGGCCUCCCGUCUGCUCCAGAAGAGCCCUCAGCGCCCCCGGUCACCCCCACGGUACUGCUUGAGCCCAACGGACAGCAUCCCGGUAAGGAGGAAGGGCUGCGCCAGUCCGAGAGCAACGGGGAAGUGAGCGGCCACGACGAGCAGAACCCGGGCUGGGCUUGUACGCGCUGUACCCUCCAUAACACCCCUGUGGCGCUGUCCUGUUCCGCCUGCGGUGGUCCCCGGAAGCUCUCCUUGCCUAAAAUCCCCCCAGAGGCACUCGUGGUACCGGAGGUGCGCACGCCUGUCCUCGGGUUUCCCGUCCACGCCACCCCGUCGGCGCCGCUGCUCAUCGACCUCACAGACGAGUCCAACACCACCACUCCCUGCGAUCCUCAAGAAUCUCCCCAGGUUGCUUCACAGGGCCUCGCCGCGCCUUACCCGACGUUCCCCUCCCUCCAGAACAACCCGGUGCCCCGCAGCCGCAGAGAGGUCCCCCCGCCGGGUCGCCCUCAGAGCCAAGGAACCAACAGUCCCAGCCCCACGUCCCCGUCAACGGCCACCGUGCCCCCCCAGCCGGCCCCGCGGCUGGCCAAGCCCAAACACGCACAGCCCCAGGAACCUCUGUACCCGAGCAAGCGCCUCAGCAUCCUGGAAGAGGAGGAGCACCACCCCCUCACCCCCCACGCCGCCAACCCCACCUGGAAGUGCCCCAGCUGCUCUCUGCCCAAUGCUGUCGGCUUAGCAAAGUGCGAGGGCUGCAGAUCGUCGAGGGGCGGCGCGGACCUCAUCGACCUGGUGGGCUGUGAAACGGUGCGGUUUACUCCAGCCAGCCCAUCCAGCCCAGACUUCAGCACCUGGGCUUGCUCCAAGUGCACCCUGCGCAACCCCACAGGCGCACCCAAGUGCUCCGCGUGUGGUUCCUCCAAACUGCACGGCUUUCAGGAGCAGCAGUCCCCCCUGCCCCGAUGUUGUACGCAGUGCGGCCUCCCGUCCGGCUCUGGCUCUGCUUCGUGCUCCUGUCCGCCUUCCUCCACCCCAUCGGGUCACAAAGCGCGAAAACAGGCCCGGGUGUUCCCGUCCUCGGCGGCCGUCGCUUCCUCCAACCCCUCUGGCCUCCAGGACAAAGCGGGACAGUGGAGCUGCCCCGCGUGCACGCUCCUCAACGACGUGAAGGCCAAGUACUGCGCGGCCUGCCACACAGCGCAGCAGUACCUCACCCUGCGCAAGGUGGUGAAGCCGCUGAAGAGGAGGGAGAGCAUGCACGUGGAGGCCCGCCGGCGGAACGACGAGGGCGAAGCCAAGGAGCUUUGGGAGAACAUCGUCAGCUUCUGCAGGGAGAACUCGGUGAACUUCGUGGACGACAGUUUCCCCCCGGGACCGCACUCCGUGGGCUUCCCCGAGAGCGACAGCGUCCAGCAGCGGAUCAAAAAGUGGCUGCGUCCCCACGAGAUCAACUGCAGCAACUUCAAAGACCGAAGCGUCAAGUGGUCCGUCUUCCGCACGCCGCGGCCCUCAGACAUCCUGCAGGGACUCCUCGGGAACUGCUGGUUCUUGAGCGCACUGGCAGUGUUGGCAGAGCGCCCAGAGCUGGUGGAGAGAGUGAUGAUAACCAGGACCAUCUGCCCAGAGGGCGCCUACCAGGUUCGGCUGUGCAAAGAUGGCACCUGGACGACGGUGCUGGUGGACGACAUGUUGCCCUGCGACGACUAUGGCUACCUCCUCUUUUCCCAGGCUCAGAGGAAGCAGCUUUGGGUGGCACUGAUUGAGAAGGCCCUGGCCAAACUCCAUGGAUCCUACUUUGCCCUGCAGGCAGGGCGCGCCAUCGAGGGCCUGGCCACGCUGACCGGGGCCCCCUGUGACUCUCUCAUGCUUCAGGUCAGCUCCACAAACCCCCGGGAGGAGCCCAUCGACACCGACCUCAUCUGGGCCAAGAUGCUCAGCUCCAAGGAGGCUGGGUUUCUAAUGGGAGCUUCAUGUGGCGGAGGGAACAUGAAGGUGGACGACACUGUUUAUGAGUCCUUGGGCCUGAGGCCUAGACACGCCUAUUCCAUUUUGGAUGUUCGAGAUGUGCAAGGUUACAGGUUGUUGCGGCUGCGUAACCCAUGGGGUCGCUUCUCCUGGAACGGCAGCUGGUCGGACGAGUGGGUGGACUGGCCUCAGAACCUACGGCAUGAGCUAAUGGCUCAUGGCAGCAGCGAGGGGGUCUUCUGGAUGGAGUACUCCGACUUCAUAAAAUACUUUGACUCGGUCGACAUCUGCAAGAUCCACUCAGACUGGCAAGAGGUGCGGCUGCAGGGCUGCUUCCCCAGCAAGGCCAGCGGGCCGAUCACCGUCACAGCCCUCACUGUGCUGGAGAGGACGGACCUGGAGUUUGCCCUCUUCCAGGAGGGAAGCAGGCGCUCGGACACGGCUGACAGCCACCUGCUGGACCUGUGCAUCAUGGUGUUCCGCGCUUCAUUCGGCAGCGGCAACAAGCUGACUCUGGGCCGCCUGCUGGCCCACAGCAAGCGGGCUGUGAAGAAGUUUGUGGGCUGCGAUGUCAUGCUGGAGCCGGGGGAGUACGCCGUGGUCUGCUGCGCCUUCAACCACUGGCAGAUGAACGUGAGCGGCACGGCCGGCCCGCCCACACCCAUCUCCAGCCCCACCAGCGGACCGGCACGGCGGCCCAGCCAGGACUUCCCCGGCUACAUCCUGGCCAUCUACAGCUCCCGACAGGUCAUGGUGGAGCAGGUGGAGGCCAUCCCCACCACGCUCGCUGACGCCAUCAUUCUGCUGACGGAGAACAAAGGCGAAAGACACGAGGGCCGGGAGGGCAUGACAUGCUACUACCUGACCCACGGCUGGGCAGGGCUCAUCGUGGUGGUGGAGAACCGCCACCCAAAGUACUACCUCCACGUCUCCUGUGACUGCACUGAUAGCUUCAACGUGGUGUCCACUCGCGGCAGCCUCAAGACCAUAGACAGCGUACCACCUUUACACAGGCAGGUGCUGGUGGUGCUCUCCCAGCUUGAGGGCAACGCUGGCUUCUCCAUCACCCACCGCCUCGCCCACCGUAAGGCGGCGCAGGCGUCCCUGGGCGACUGGACUCCCACCAAGGCCACCCACAGCCCGCACCUCACCCCGGACAUCGAUGGCCUGCACCGGCCCCGGCCUCUAUGACCCCCGCCCUCUCUACCCCUCACCCAUAGACUUUAAUCCCAUCAACUGUCUGACCACUGAAAAAAAAAAAAAAAAUCCAAGCAGGGUAGAAAAGAGCUGCGUGGAGCGUUAAGAUGUAGGGGAGAAUGUUUUUAUUUUUGGACGUGCACAUAGUUGUGAAGCCUACGUGGGCAUUUAUUCGACCUCCAUCCGAUGCUCCAUAGCUGCAGUAGUUUUUCAUCACACACUCGCCAAGUGGUUGUGCCAUGAUGAGAAGAGGGGGGGGGGGGUUGUCGGCUGUUUGCACUGUGUGAGAAACGGACAUCUGGAUCCCUCUGACUUGUUUGGAGGUGCAGAGCUGAAACUACUGAGCCACGGCGCGGCCCGCAGGCAGAGACGCUCCCCCACAUCAUCCUCACUUAGAGCAGGAGGCUCCCUAGUUCUACGUAUGGUACAUUAUGAGCCAGACCCUCUGGGUUUCCGUUGUAAUUAAUGUUUCUUUUAGAUUUAGUCUUGUUUUAUAGCCUGACCCAUGCCGUCUUAUCCAUCAUGGUGCACUUGAGGUUUGUAGACAAAGCCAUCACGCAUACAGUGCAGUCUGUCCCCGCUCUUUCUCAUCUCCACGCCGCAGCGUAGCUCAGGACCAAACUUUGUUUCUUACCAUCCUGCAGUUGUUUUAGUAGCUGGUGCUCAGAAAGCUGGAUUUGGUGUGUGUGUCUCUGUUUUCUCUGUUUUCUCUGGUGUCCGUGCUGCUGGGGGCGUUCAGCCCUGCCUCAUCUGAUCCAAACGCUGACAGCGAGUCGGCCGAUUCGUUUAGAAAUGCUGAAACAACGUCGCAAUCCUCUGCUCGGAUUAGACAACACAGACCUCCUUCCUGAUGCUUGUUUCCUUUCAUUUUCAGCUGAAUUGUUCCAGGUGCAAUAGAUUUUCUUACCUAAAGGGGUCGUUUGGAGUGAGCUUCUGUUCAGGAGAGAACCUAGCAUCUCACCUGCUGUUUACCUGCAGGGCAAAGCUAACGGCUAGUCCAAGAGGAGCCGGCGCCAAAGCGGACUUCUGCCGUCACAAACAACUAGAAUAAAAAAAAAACAUCAUAGCUGUUCGUGUCAACGCUGCGUUAUAAAGCUUUAAGUCCUCAUUACUUCUUUAACAGCUGUUCUUUUUAGUUACUCAGAACUCUGGGAUUAUUUGCACUGAAAGUAGGAGGACCAAGAAUGAAACGUGUCAACAUGACUCCACGUUAAACAAGAAUAGGUCGCCUUUUUUUUUUAACGCAGCUUUGACCUGCUUAUUUCUAUUUAAGAACCAGAAGACGGAGGAAAAAAAGUUCAAAAUAUUUUAUUCUCGCCUCCUUGCUGAGUUUUUAUAUUAGGGGAGCAGAGGCGUGUGGCGGAACAGUUGCUUUAAAACAGGGUUUUACUAAAAAGAUCAAACCAACGUUACAUUUUAAACUGUCUCCAGCAUCUUAUGUUAGCGAUUGGCACAGUUAGCAUCUGAUUGAAAUGCAUAGAAAAAGCAUUUCCCUCCUCAACUCAGCAAAAAAGGCAGCAGACGUCCAAAUUAAGCAGAUUCUGUGGGAAAAUGAGAGGCCGAAGCUAAAUGAAAGAUAAAUGUUGGUCAGCCUUCCUGUUAUCCGGGUUUAGUCUUGCUCUCACUCUCAUUCCUUCACAGAUGUCCUUUUUAAUCGCUUCUUAUAUUGUAUAACUAUGAUGUUCUGGAUUUGGAGUCAUUCUGAUGUGAUGGAAGUCUGCGUUGGGCUCAGACCGCUCUUUGACUAGCUGUUGGAAAGAAGCCAUGAGAACGAUGACUGCAGCUCAAGAAUCCUGAACUGUCCCUUUAAGGGACCAGUUAUUAUCUUUGCUCAUAGACUUUGUCUUUAGGAGAUUUAACAUCAGGUGGCACUCUAAGCCAAGGUCAGUUUGGAUCCAUUAAGGCUUGCACAGUUUGUCAACAUGUCACUUUAAGUUUUAGUGUAGCUGGAAAUCUUUACAGGGAGCUGCUGAGUCUAUUUCAGGAGAUCAGGGACUUGUCGUCGGUUUGGAGGAAGCACAUUUAGGGAAUGUGGCGGAACCAGAGCUGUUUCUAUGUGUGCUGUUGUUUGGCUUCUGCUGGAGUCAAAGCCAUCCCUCCUCAUGAUUGUCCUCGCCAUGGCAGCGCUGCAGCUUUAUCAGAAAGAAACGCAAAAGAUUAAUGCGGUACUAAAGUCAAAGGGAAGAGUGGCUGACUUUUUUUAAUUAAGUUUUUGUCUUACGAUUACUUUGUGUAAUGGGGAAACACUUGAAAGCUGAUGAGCAAAGUUCCUGAUGCGUUCAUAAUUAAUGAUUAGCAGUUAUAUUAUUGAGCGCUGAAACUUUAAAUCCUUUUAAAUAUUUACUGCGGGCGACUGAGCUAUAGAAGAGUGGGAACGUUGAUCAUCUUCGUCGCUUCAGUGUUUUCUUUCUGAAGUCAGAAGCGUCUCUUUCAUGCCUCUCACUGUGGGGCUGUUUAUUGUCUGGUUUAUUCAGACAAGGGAUUUGCAGUCAGGGUUUUCCGAUGAAAACUUUAGAUUUGCUGAGUUCAUAAAUGAGAAAAGGAUUGUGAUGAAGUUUGUUUUAUCGUGAGAAGAAGUAAACGUGCACUGAGACACCUGCAAAGACGAGGCACCUCGACCUUUUAAUGUCAUGAGAUUCAGUUUUGUUGUUUCCUUUUCCUGUCAUGUUUGUCAUGUUUAGCUCUGUUUCUGUUGAGUUGUGUUGGUGGCGCCCCCUGCUGGUGACACGGCUGCAGCCAGGGAACAAGUGGUCAGAGCAGCCAACCCAAUGCCUUUCCUCUCCUCCUCUUUUCCUCUUUGUAAAUUGUACAGACUGCAAAAAUUACAAGACUCAACAGAUUUAAAAUAAUAAGAGGUAAAAAAAAAAAAAAGCUGAUCCUUUUAAACUUGUAAAAACGUUACAGUAUGAUAGUAGAGAUGAACAGAAAAAUAACCUGAUAUGAAAAAAAUGAAUAAAACAAUUGCUGACGAAUGUGAUAUAUAUUUUAGUGAUUUUUAGGGGGGGAAAAGUGGGUUGGGUUAAUAAUAUCUGUACAAAUCUGUAUGUUUAAUUUUCAAUCUCAGGUUCCGAUGGACCAAAUAAAUUUUUUUUAAAUUAAAAAA
This is a messenger RNA of Fundulus heteroclitus (mummichog), 8375 nucleotides long. RefSeq names its product calpain 15 (gene capn15). Gene Ontology annotation, cellular component: cytoplasm. The coding region runs from base 1649 to 5266 and encodes 1205 amino acids. The transcript is spliced from 12 exons. Gene Ontology annotation, molecular function: calcium-dependent cysteine-type endopeptidase activity. The record is from RefSeq and is a predicted model, not a curated record. Gene Ontology annotation, biological process: proteolysis. Lineage: Eukaryota; Metazoa; Chordata; Actinopteri; Cyprinodontiformes; Fundulidae.